This is a messenger RNA of Nelumbo nucifera (sacred lotus), 894 nucleotides long. RefSeq names its product heavy metal-associated isoprenylated plant protein 27-like. The record is from RefSeq and is a predicted model, not a curated record. Lineage: Eukaryota; Viridiplantae; Streptophyta; Magnoliopsida; Proteales; Nelumbonaceae. Gene Ontology annotation, molecular function: metal ion binding.
UUACGUUUGAUCUUCCAUGUAUGGAAUAACAACUACACGCACUCGUGUGACCAACUCUCUGCUCUUCUUCAUAUCAUUCAUCAUAUUUGUUUUCUUUUUUGUUCGAGAAGAGAGUCAGAGGUUUUCAGUCCUACAGCCAUAGGAGGUUGACAUAACAGACAAGAAGAUUGAAGGGGUUGUCGCGAAAUGGGGGUCUUCAAUCAUCUCUCCGACCUUUUCGAUUGCACUCUCCGAACCAAGAAGUUCAAGAAGCGCAAGCAGUUACAGACGGUAGAGAUAAAGGUGAAGAUGGACUGCGAAGGGUGUGAAAGAAAAGUGAAGAAGGCGGUGGAAGGAAUGAAAGGGGUGAAUGAAGUGGACAUAGAGGCCAAACAGAGUAAGGUGGUGGUGAUAGGUUAUGUGGAACCCAGAAAGGUGUUGCAGCGUAUACGGGCAACGGGGAAGAAGGCCGAGUUCUGGCCCUACGUCCGGUAUGACGUGGUCCCACACCCCUACGCACCUGGGACCUACGAUAAGAAGGCCCCACCCGGAUACGUGCGGAAUGUGCUGCAGGACCCUGAGGCUUCCGCGUUGGCACGUGCCAACUCCAUGGAAGAGCGCUUCUACAUGGCCUUCAGUGAUGACAACCCUAACUCGUGUUCCAUUAUGUGAAUGUCCUUGCAAAUUGUACAAGUGAUUACUUACCAAAAAUAAUUGUAGAAAUGAUUGAUUAUUUCGAGAAUUUGGACUACAUCAGAACUUUUGGCUCACUUGUUUAUGGGUUGGGCUCGGCCUUUGGUUUUGCAAAAUUUGAACCGGCCCAGCCCGACGCCCAUGUUAUCAUUCAUGUAAACAUGGCCUUACCCAUGUUGCCAAUUUAAUGGGCUUUGAAGCCCCCUAGCCCUAAGUAGAUGA